This is a messenger RNA of Drosophila miranda, 735 nucleotides long. RefSeq lists its product as uncharacterized. The transcript has a single exon. Gene Ontology annotation, molecular function: zinc ion binding. NCBI's taxonomy places the organism in Eukaryota, Metazoa, Arthropoda, Insecta, Diptera, Drosophilidae. Gene Ontology annotation, cellular component: nucleus. The record is from RefSeq and is a predicted model, not a curated record. Bases 1 to 735 code for a protein of 244 amino acids.
AUGGACGAUUUAAAGAAAAUGUGCUGCCGAAUUUGUCUAAAAGACGCCGAGCCUCCAGUGGACAUUUUUGCUAAGCAGACACCCGAUGAGAGCUUGCCCUACGAGCCGGAAGACAUUCCGGCCAAUCUGAUUAAGGAGUGCACCAGGUUGAAUGUGGAUGAAGGAGACGGCCAUCAUCAGCAUUUAUGCGAGCCAUGCUUUAAGGCGCUGCGGAAAGCGUAUCGAUUCAAGCGCAGGUACAGCCGGAGCAUGCAGAGGUAUGCACCAGUGAAGAGAGAACUAACUGACGAGCAGACUUCCAUAAUUCCAAAUGACGCGGCCCUGGAGCAGACUGUAAACGUGAAGAACGAGAUAGAUGUCGAUGCUGUUGAUUCCACUGCGCCGGUUUUUAACGAGGCGGAAAACGACAACACUGCGGCGGAAUAUUUUGAGAUCAUCGAGACCGACGACUUAGACUUAACAAACAUCAAAACCGAGGAGGACGGGGACUUGGAGGAGAUGGGCAACACCAUUACCCCCGACACGCCGCUGAUGAAGAGGCCUUUCACCAUCAGGGUAGUAGCGCAGGAGGAGGAUCCACCGCCAAAUAUUGCCGGACCACCACCGCUCCUCUACCAGUGUAUACACUGUCCAAAGACGUUCCCAAAGAAGGUCCAGCUCAUACUCCACAGUCGUUCCCACAAAAAAGAGAAGAGUUCAAACGAGGACGAUCAACCGGCAGAAAUGAAUAACUAG